AUGAAGACUGUAAUCUGUUUCGUAGUUGCCCUAACCGGGGUGCUCAGUAUUGAUGUCAAGUCUCUACUGGAUACAACCUACACUGACAAAGCAGGAAAUAAUGUGACUUUGGCAGAUCUGUCUGGUAAAUACAUCGGACUUUAUUUCUGUGCUUCUUGGUACGACAAUUGUGAAGUGUACACGCCGAAACUGGUGAAGGUUUACAAUAAAAUACACGAGGACAAGAAUUGGGUGAUAAUCUGGAUUUCGGAGGAUCAUACUGAGGCAGCAUCAGACCAGGACUUCAAGGAUAUGCCCUGGAUACGACUUAAUUGGAAUGAAAAGUCCACACGUGGGAAGAGCAUGUUCAAACUUUCUAAACAGCAUUUUAUACCAGCAGUCACUAUGAUCGAUCCUAAUUACAAGGUUAUCAACACGGAGUGCUCUGACCUGAUCACCUUCCAACCAGAAGAUUUUCCUUGGCAAGAGUGA
Molecule: messenger RNA, 471 nt
Organism: Bolinopsis microptera
Lineage: Eukaryota; Metazoa; Ctenophora; Tentaculata; Lobata; Bolinopsidae
Exons: 1
Coding region: 1-471 (156 amino acids)
Biological process (GO): negative regulation of protein ubiquitination; negative regulation of Wnt signaling pathway
Cellular component (GO): nucleus
Molecular function (GO): thioredoxin-disulfide reductase (NADPH) activity
Source: RefSeq, a predicted model, not a curated record